ACAACCUCUUCACCGAGUGUGAUUUUCCUGAUUCCAUGAAUGCAGUUGUGUUCGCAUACUGCGUCAGCCUCAUUAUACUUUUCAGCAACUUUUACUACCAGAGCUACAUAACCAGGAAGAGCAAGAAGUCUUAACAGCGUUGGUCCACAUGAUGAGCAGAGGACUCACCCGUCCUUUGAUAGACUAAUUUGUCCAUUGCUGUUCUCAUUGUAGUCCUGCCUCAGCUAUGUUUAGUCAUCAGGACUGAAAAUUUGGUGAAACCAUUUACCCCAUAUCUAAUUUGGUUUGUAAAUGACUUAUCCAAUAAAGAUGUGACAUCUCUUAUUAUUCCUUUUUGCACUUUGGAACAUCAACCGAAAUAAAUUGAACUGUAAUUUCAUUUGAAAUAAGAUGGAACAUUAUCGUUUUGCAUGGUUAAAACAGCUUUGUACUGUCUUAUAAAUUGUGUGUUUCUAUUAACAACAGUGAAGUGCACUAGAUGGCACUAUUUACGUAUCUUUACCGCAGCUGCCUCAGACGAUGUUCUCGCGCAAAUUCUCGCGAUAAUUAGCAAAGUCGAAGGCACCCAGAAAUGGGUAUCUCCAGGGAUCACUGGCACAAGCGUCGUAAAACAGGAGGGAAAAGGAAACCCUACCAUAAGAAAAGGAAGUAUGAACUGGGUCGCCCUCCUGCCAACACAAAGAUCGGUCCCCGUCGUAUUCACACAGUGCGCGUGCGGGGAGGCAAUAAGAAAUACCGCGCGCUGAGACUGGACAGUGGGAACUUCGCCUGGGGCUCAGAGUGUUGCACUCGCAAAACCAGGAUCAUUGAUGUUGUGUACAAUGCCUCCAACAAUGAGCUUGUGAGAACCAAG
Sinocyclocheilus rhinocerous is the source of this 853-nucleotide messenger RNA. RefSeq names its product 40S ribosomal protein S8-like. The record is from RefSeq and is a predicted model, not a curated record. The transcript has 4 exons. Gene Ontology annotation, molecular function: structural constituent of ribosome. The annotation marks the transcript as partial. Gene Ontology annotation, biological process: translation. Gene Ontology annotation, cellular component: ribosome. NCBI's taxonomy places the organism in Eukaryota, Metazoa, Chordata, Actinopteri, Cypriniformes, Cyprinidae.